AUGGACAAUAACCUUUAUUCAAAAAUUAAAUUUCAAUACAUUUUAAUAAAUUGGACUAUUCUAUUCAAUGUUUUAAUAAUGGUGUAAAGUAAGUAAGUAUUUUUGUUUAUUCACGAUUACAUUUUAUGUUCUAUAAGCUUUUUUAAUUAUUCAAUAAUUUCUAAUCUAUCCCAGAUCAAGAUCUAACUCAAUUUUGUGUGUUAAAUUGUGAUAUUUAAUUUUUUAUAACGACUUAAUUUUCAUCAAGCUCUGUUGAGUGAAUACUUAAGCAACCUACCUUAACUAUUCAACCUUCUUCUCUUAACUUUCAAAUAUUUUAAAUUCAAUAAACAAACAAGGUUGAGGAACCUCAUUAAUUAUUAUAUUAUUAAGAAGAAGAUGUAUUCAAUGAAAGUCUUGAUUAAUGAACUUAUUUCUACUCAAUUAAAGCUUGACCGAAACGACUAUUAGUUCAAUGCAAUUUAUUUAUAGACUAUAAGUGGUUAAAAUAAAUGA
Paramecium tetraurelia is the source of this 495-nucleotide messenger RNA. RefSeq lists its product as uncharacterized. The record is from RefSeq and is a predicted model, not a curated record. The transcript has a single exon. NCBI's taxonomy places the organism in Eukaryota, Ciliophora, Oligohymenophorea, Peniculida, Parameciidae.